GCUUCAUCCAACGCUUUUCGUCGCCGCUUGAGAUGUCUAAAGAUUGUCCAUGGCGGGAGAUGAAUUUCCUCCUCAUCGAGUCCUAGAGACCAGAAACCCUAGAUCCGAGUGCUUCACGAUUUUCUCUGCUUAUGGCGUCCGACAAGGACGACAGAGGCGGAUGCCGCUACGAUCUGGAGAAGCUCGCGAACUCCCGCUACGCGGCGGCAAUGCUUCUUGGCGGGUUUGUGCUCAGCGCUUCUGUGAUGGCUCUGCACCUGGGCUAUGGUCCGCCGCUUCAGCCGCUGUUUAGUGGGUUUAGGUUGCCGGGUAGGAGGAGAAAGAGGCCAAUACGGGUUUAUAUGGAUGGGUGCUUCGACAUGAUGCACUACGGCCACUGCAACGCCCUCCGGCAGGCGCGGGCGCUCGGAGACGAGCUCGUCGUUGGUGUGGUCAGUGAUGAGGAGAUCACGGAGAACAAGGGCCCGCCUGUUACGCCAAUCAAAGAAAGGUUGAUCAUGGUUGGUGCAAUAAAAUGGGUUGAUGAGGUCAUCCCAGAUGCUCCUUAUGCCAUCAACGAGGAAUUCAUGUACAAGCUUUUCAAUGAGUAUAAUAUAGAUUAUAUUAUUCAUGGGGAUGACCCUUGCUUGCUGCCAGAUGGCACUGAUGCAUAUGCACUAGCCAAGAAAGCUGGCCGCUAUAAGCAGAUCAAGAGAACUGAAGGAGUGUCAAGCACCGACAUUGUUGGUCGUAUGCUCCUUUGUGUGCGGGAGAGAUCCAGUGGAGAUCAUCAUGCACAUUCUUCUUUACAAAGGCAAUUUAGCCAUGGGCACAACCCAAGAUUUGAUGAUGGAAAACCUCCACAUGGAGGAACUCGUGUAUCUCAUUUUUUACCAACCUCUCGGCGCAUAGUACAAUUCUCAAAUGGGAAGGGUCCGGGUCCUGAUGCUCGGAUAAUUUACAUAGAUGGAGCUUUUGAUCUAUUCCAUGCAGGGCACGUGGAGAUACUGAGGCAUGCUAGAGCACUUGGAGACUUUUUAUUGGUUGGAAUUCAUACUGAUCAAACUGUCAGCUCUACACGAGGAGCUCAUCGUCCAAUCAUGAACCUUCAUGAGAGAAGCUUGAGCGUUUUGGCAUGCCGUUAUGUGGAUGAGGUGAUUAUUGGUGCGCCUUGGGAGGUCUCAAAAGACAUGAUAACAACCUUUAAUAUCUCAUUGGUUGUUCAUGGAACAAUUGCAGAAAACAUGGAUUAUCUUAUGCAGGAGAAAUCCAAUCCUUAUGCUGUUCCCUUGAGUAUGGGCAUUCUUCAAACAAUCAAAAGUCCUUUGGAUAUCACAACAAGCACAAUCAUUAAGAGGAUUGUUGCCAAUCAUGAAGCCUAUCAGAAACGAAAUGAAAAGAAGGAACAAAGUGAGAGGAAAUACUACGAGAAUAAGACUAACGUAUCUGAAGAAUGACUAAUGAACUUGAUUGCAAGUGUUAAGCUGUUUGAAGGAAACCAGCUCGUUACAGAAAAAAUGUUGGCUCUCCCUAUUCGUUAACACCCAAAAGCUUCAAAUGCAAAUACUGAUCGUAAAGUAAAAGCUCAAAUUAUCACUCUAGCUAAUCUGUGAUUACAGUUAUGGUUUAAUUAGAUUAUUGAAUAAAUACGAGUUCUUUUGACUUUGCUUCCUAAAUAUGGCUGCUAACUAUUGCGAGGUUCAUCUCGAUGGAAGCUUGAGUCCCUUAUCUUGAUGUCCUUCACUAAUGAGAAGAUUUUGUGCAAUAUUUAUUAUAAUUAAUGAGCAGAUUGAGCGUAUCUAUUAUAGUUC
Molecule: messenger RNA, 1790 nt
Organism: Dendrobium catenatum
Lineage: Eukaryota; Viridiplantae; Streptophyta; Magnoliopsida; Asparagales; Orchidaceae
Product: ethanolamine-phosphate cytidylyltransferase-like
Exons: 9
Coding region: 132-1436 (434 amino acids)
Biological process (GO): phosphatidylethanolamine biosynthetic process
Cellular component (GO): cytoplasm
Molecular function (GO): ethanolamine-phosphate cytidylyltransferase activity
Source: RefSeq, a predicted model, not a curated record